Molecule: messenger RNA, 201 nt
Organism: Neurospora tetraspora
Lineage: Eukaryota; Fungi; Ascomycota; Sordariomycetes; Sordariales; Sordariaceae
Exons: 1
Source: RefSeq, a predicted model, not a curated record
UUUUGGUUUCUGCUUUUGGUUUCUGCUUUUGGUUUUUGGUUUUGGCUUUUCUGGCGUUUGACUAUAGAGGAUGAAUGUUUUGGUUUCUGCUUUUGGUUUCUGCUUUUGGGUUUUGGGUUUUUGCCUUUUCUGGCGUUUGACUAUAGAGGUUGGGAUUUUGCGUUUUGUUUGUGUCUUUUGGCUUGUGGAUUUUGGGUAUAG